Aspergillus wentii DTO 134E9 is the source of this 504-nucleotide messenger RNA. RefSeq names its product peroxiredoxin family protein. The record is from RefSeq and is a predicted model, not a curated record. Bases 1 to 504 code for a protein of 167 amino acids. Gene Ontology annotation, cellular component: mitochondrion; peroxisome; cytoplasm. The transcript is spliced from 4 exons. NCBI's taxonomy places the organism in Eukaryota, Fungi, Ascomycota, Eurotiomycetes, Eurotiales, Aspergillaceae. Gene Ontology annotation, biological process: cell redox homeostasis; hydrogen peroxide catabolic process; cellular response to oxidative stress. Gene Ontology annotation, molecular function: thioredoxin peroxidase activity.
AUGGCACCCCUCAAAGCAGGCGACAAAUUCCCCACGGACGUCAAGUUCCAGUACGUUCCCUGGGCGGAGGAAAACGAAAACAUCCAAGCAUGCGGAAUCCCCAUUCCCUACGACGCGUCCAAGGAGUGGGCGGAUAAGAAGGUUGUGUUGUUUUCUGUUCCUGGUGCCUUCACACCCACCUGCUCCGUGAACCACCUCCCCAGCUACAUCAAGAACCUCCCGCAACUGCGAGAAAAGGGCGUGAACAUUGUCGCUGUGACUGCGUCGAACGAUCCGUUCGUUAUGAGUGCGUGGGGCAAGGCCAACCGGGUCAAGGGCGAUGAUAUCCUCUUCCUCUCCGACCCCGACGCCAAAUUCUCCAACAGCAUUGGAUGGGCGAACAACGGUCGCACGGGCCGGUAUGCGAUUGUCAUUGACCAUGGCAAGGUCAAGUAUGCGGAGAUUGAGACGGAGAAGGGAGCUGUCAAGGUGUCUGGUGCCGAUGCCAUCCUGGCGAAUUUGUAG